Alnus glutinosa is the source of this 919-nucleotide messenger RNA. RefSeq lists its product as uncharacterized. The record is from RefSeq and is a predicted model, not a curated record. NCBI's taxonomy places the organism in Eukaryota, Viridiplantae, Streptophyta, Magnoliopsida, Fagales, Betulaceae. The transcript has 2 exons. Bases 145 to 807 code for a protein of 220 amino acids.
CCCCUGUCGAACAAACAAGAGCAAUACGAGAAAUGGUUGCUCAUGAAGCUUUGAUGAAAACUGAAUUGCCUUUCGAGUGAAAACUCCCCAAAAACAAAAAGGAAAAAACCUUCGGCUGUGUUGUCUCUCAAGUCCUUUGUGCAGAUGGAUUCAUUCAAUAUCUACGACAUCAAGGUUGAGAAGGCGAACGCGAUGCUAAAGCAUCGCCAGCUUCAAAAGAUCGCAAACUUGUUCCGGGUAAUCGAGGUAUGCGUUGUUCUUCUCUUGAUUUCCAGGCUUUCCAUGCAACUCCCACUUGCUGUCAGGAACUCCGGCGGGUAUUUCCGGGACUUGACAGUCGUCUUGGCUAGCCCUCGCUUCGUUUUUGUUGUUGGAAACGUUAUAGUUAUCACUCUUUUCGCAAAGUCCGGGCAGUUUUCAGCUCGAGAUUCUACAAGAAAGACGUCGGGAUUUGAUCUGUGCGAGGAGUUCAUCAAGAACACUGAGAAGAAUCAGAAAGUUCACCCAGAUGAGACCACCGGGUAUCUUGACAAGCACGCCACAUGUGUUGAGAGUACAGUUAAGGAUUACAGGAGGACUCAGAGCUACUCGCAGAAUUCAACCAGUCGGGUGUGUGAGAAAUCUCGCCGUGUUCUGCGACAUUCGGAGACAGAGAUGUUCAGGAGUAGCAGCCGUUCUUGUGAGGGAUUGUCGAAAAAUUCAUCUCCUGAUGAUGAAAUUAGCGACGAGGAUUUCCAGCGCAAGGUGGAGGCUUUCAUUGCCCAGCAACAAAGGUUCAGGAGGGAAGAAGAAGAAGAAGAGGAGUAAUCUGUACUUUAAAUUACUAGAGUAUGAUGCUUUUUUUUUUCUUUUUCCAUUAAAUCUAACUCUCUGUAUAUUUCUUCUUUUGGUUGAAUAUAACUGUGUGUAUAUUAUGCAA